Messenger RNA from Electrophorus electricus (electric eel), 5128 nucleotides. It is a transcript of the gene mcf2a, whose product is annotated as MCF.2 cell line derived transforming sequence a. Gene Ontology annotation, biological process: intracellular signal transduction; dendrite development. NCBI's taxonomy places the organism in Eukaryota, Metazoa, Chordata, Actinopteri, Gymnotiformes, Gymnotidae. Gene Ontology annotation, cellular component: cytoplasm. Gene Ontology annotation, molecular function: guanyl-nucleotide exchange factor activity; protein binding. The record is from RefSeq and is a predicted model, not a curated record.
GCGCGCGCACACACACCCUUCAGUCAGAGAGGGACGAAGGAAGGUUUCUGUUCUGGCUUGGCCGAUCGCAAGCAUCUGCAGUUUGUGAUGGGACACCAUCCUGGCCGUGUGUGAGGAGAGCCGCGUUUUUAUCUGCGUCGCCUGCAGAUUCUCCUGCAUUGCCCCGCUCUCCGGCGGAGCUCGGACCGGGAGCGUCCGCUGUUUACUCCCCUUUCCCCACUGCUUAAGGUGACUGGGGUGACAGCCGGCCAGGCAGAGCCGAGUCCCGUCCCCCCGCUCUGCUUUUGGGGACCUAGUGAGGACCAGGGAAGGAUGUGAGGGUCCAGCAGACCUUGCGGCGAGGUGCUCUCCUCGGGUACGGCCAGGGGAUGGACCCAGCCUCCCCUCAUGAGCCCCAGGACAUGGAGGGCUAUUACAGCCUUCUGCAAGCCGGCUCUGAGCUGGAGAGCACGCUACAGCAGGUGACUGUCCCUGUGAGUAUGAAAGAGGUGGCCGGCUAUAUCGAGAAGCAAGUGGCUUAUUUGUCAGGGGGCCGUGGUGCGGAAUCCAGUGUCAUCAUCACUCUGCCGGAAUGCUCGGAUUUCAGCGACAUCCCAGAGGAGGUUCUGGCUAAGGUCCUCACGUACCUCACGUUGAUCCCACGAGCACGGCAACCUGGUGUAAAAUUUAUCAUCAUUUUAGACCGAAGACUGGAUACUUGGACCUCCAUCAAAACAGCACUUGCAAGAAUUGCGGCCUCUUUUCCAGGGAACCUUCACCUGGUGCUGGUCUUGAGACCAACCAGCUUCUUCCAGCGCACCGUCACCGACCUCGGCUUCCGCUUCAGCCAGGACGAUUUUAUGCUCAAAAUGCCGGUAGUAAUGCUAAGCUCUGUCACUGACCUGCUACGCUACAUCAGUGAGAAUCAGCUGACCACUGAGUUCGGGGGCACCCUGGACUACUGCCACAGUGACUGGAUCGUCCUUAGAACGGCCAUCGAGAGCUUUGCAGUGAUGGUGAAGGACAUUGCGCAAAUGCUGCAGGCGUUUGGCACGGAGCUGGCCGAGACGCAGCUGCCGGAGAAGAACAGCGCCGUGGAGCUCUUGCUCCUGGCCCACACUGAGAAGUACAGGAGACUGAAGGAUGCCAUCAACUCAGUGAUGAGGGAGGGCCGGCACCUGCUCUCCAGCCUGGAGGCUUCUGGGAAGGAGGAAGACCAACACGUGCACUGGGACAUAACACAGGACUGGGACACCGUGCAGAGGUUGAUCGCCCAGCUGAGGGACAUGGAGAUGGCUUUCGACGGCUUCUUCGACAAGCACCACCUCAAGCUGCAGCAGUACCUGCAGCUGCUGAGAUACGAGCGAAGCUUCCACGAGGCGACGAGCGCAUUGGAGAAGCUGGCCAGCCUGGAGAGGAAGGUGGUCGCCACCGGAGACACGCUGGGCCUGAUCGGGCAGGCCAGCAGGGAGCUGGACGUCCUGGAGGACCGAGCCCUGGAGGAACUGGGUCGUGCGCAGGUGAUGAUACUGCAAGGGCACCAGCUGGCGGCUGGACACCACUACGCCUCGGCGCUGGUGGUGCAGCGGUGUAACGAGCUCCGGUACCACUGCGACACUCUGACCUCGGCGAUCAGGGCUAAACGCAAGACCCUCGCACAGAUGCAGACCUUACUGCAGCUCCUGGAGGAGGCCCAGCAGUGGUGUGAUGAGGGCACUUACCUUUUGGCCAAUCAGCUGGUAGAUAAAUUACACUCUAAAGAAGUGGCUCAGGCAGCGCUGAGAGAUAUCCAAAAGUUCCAGGAGGGGGCGCCAGUGCUCCUCAGUGCUGGCCCAGACGAGCUCAUUGUGGAAUAUGAGUCUGUGCUCACUUCUCACCUACAGACUCACAUUGAGAAGACGUUCGAGAAACACGGCUCGGUGCAGAAGCUGAUCCAGGCUCGGCAGAGCUGCCUGAAGAAACUAGCAGACAAACACAAGAGGCCGGUCCGGACGGUGGCCCCCCGAGCGGACCACCCGCCCCCCGCCAAGUCCCCGGUCUUCUCCCCGAGACACGAUUUCAAUUCCAGUUUGAAAUUCACCUUUGACCUCUCACUACCAGGCAAAAGGGCGUCACGGAAAAGCCUUACAUCCCGGAAGAUCGAGGUGAUGCACGAGUACCAGAACCACAGCUCCCUCUUCUCUGCUGUAGACGGGGAGGACAGUGCAGAGCUCCUGAAGCGGCGUGUAAUGAAGGAGCUAAUUGAGACUGAGAGAACAUACGUGGAGGAGCUCCUGGCUGUGUUGCUGGGUUAUAGGGCGGAAAUGGACAACCCCUCCCUCUCGCCUCUCCUGCCCAUCAGCUUACGCAACAAGAGGGACAUUCUGUUUGGAAACAUGCCUGAUAUCUACAAUUUUCACAGCAGGGUCUUCCUACAGGAUCUGGAAAGCUGUUUGGACACACCGGAGGCUGUGGGUGCACGCUUUCUAGCCAGGAAAGAGAACUUCCAGGUAUAUGAAUGUUACUGUCAGAAUAAGCCACGCUCCGAGUCUUUAUGGGGACAGUUUUCUGACUGUGCCUUUUUCCAGGAGUGCCAAAGGAGACUGGAGCACAAACUGGCUCUGGAUUCGUACCUGCUGAAACCGGUGCAGCGCCUUACCAAGUACCAGCUCUUACUGAAGGAACUGCUGAAGUACAGCUCAGGCUGUGAGAGGGUCUCUGAACUGCAGGGGGCGCUCUCUGCCAUGCUGGACCUGCUAAAAUCCGUUAAUGACUCCAUGCACCAGAUCGCCAUCACAGGAUAUGAGGGCGACCUGAGCGAGCUGGGACGUGUUCUGAUGCAGGGCUCGUUCAGCGUGUCUAUCAGCCAUAAGAGGGGCACCACGCGAGUGAAGGAGCUGGCGCGCUUCAAGCCCAUGCAGAGGCACCUGUUCCUGCACGAGCACGCGCUCCUCUUCUGCAAGCGGCGAGAGGAGCACGGCGAGCACGCCGACAAAACCCCCUCCUACAGCUUCAAGCACUGUCUGAAGAUGAGCGCGGUGGGCAUCACGGAGAACGUGAAGGGAGACGUGAAGAAGUUUGAGAUCUGGUACAGUGGCCGAGAGGAGGUGUAUGUGGUGCAGGCACCAACAGUGGAGGUGAAACGUGCCUGGUUGAAUGAGAUCCGAAAGGUCCUCACCAACCAGCAGAAACUCCUCAAAGAGGAAUUGCGUCAGUCCAGCUCACUGGCCGACCAGAUGCAGCUGUCUCCGCCCUUAACCCUCUCUGAGAGCAAGCUGCAGAGAGCGUCGGUCAGCUCGGAGGGGACCGAGUCGGCCUGCGGCAGUCCGGAUCGGUGCAGGCGCUCUCCACGACAUCGCCGCAACAGGCGCAGCUGGCCAGGUGCUCCUCACUCUGUUGAUAUUUGUAAGGGUCUGGAGGAUUGGAACAGAGCAAACAGGUUCUCCUACCUGUCUGAUACAGAGGGGGAGAUCGCUGCUCAUUUGGCCCCAGGCAGGUACAAGGCCUCAGCCGACUACCUCACACAUGAGCCGGAUGACCUCAUCAUUAAGGGCGGUGAUGUCAUACAGCUGCAGCUGGAGAACGAUGGCCGAUGGCUGGUGCAGAACCUGAGCCGGAAACAGGAGGGCAGGAUCCCCGCUGCCAGGCUGCAGGUCAUUCUGGGAGACGGCAGCAGAGGGCGUUCUAGCCAGCAGGGAGAGCCAGUGAGUCAGAAAACGCGCAAGCUCAGCUCUCCGUAGAGGACCUCUCUCCCAGAGGCUGUCGCUCCCAGCGCUUGGUCACCCGUCCGGCCAGCUAACCAUAAUGUCUGAGCGUUAUGGCUGAUCCACCAUGCUGCCGCGCCAGCCCUGUAACGUCUCAACGUGACGGCCUAUCGCCCGCCAGGCCCGCCGUAGCACCCAAACGUCACGGCUUCGCUCUGUUUUCCGUUCUCCAAACCCAGACUGUUUCCAGGGAGUGUCUCCAGGAGUCUUCCGACAUCAGAGACUGACAAAAAGACUGAAGCAUAAUAGACCUUUCCAGCAUUCGGUCAGUGCCGCCCCUCCGGAGCCGUCUCCCAGCUGUGGACGCUCUGAGCUGUGACCCGGCAGAUGUUUGCCCAGAUGCACCCGGCCUUCUUCUUUUGGCACGCACGCAGAUGCCCUGUGGACCUUUUCUGUGAUUGCUGUUGAGAGAGGCUUGGGUGUUCAGGCCGGACUGUGGCCUCCCUCCUGUAAAACUGCGUGCGUUUUGAGGUGCGUUUGGUCCUCAACUUCUCCUGUCCUGCUUUGGCCCUUCUCUGUCUCAGAGCCUCCCUCUGUACUUCAUAUACUAGCUUUUCUCCUUCAUUUUAUUAACAACGUGUGAGAGUGCUACUAUAGCUUUCCUGACCUCAGACAUUAUUUUAAAAGCACUUUAAACCAACUGUAAGUUUGUGGGGGGGGGGGACGCACUUUUUUGACUUACUGAAGUUGGUUGUUUUAAAAACAGCUGAAGAUGCCGGUGGGCUGAGUUGUCACGGCUGGGUCUUAAUCUCCGUGACGACAGUUUCUUUUGUGACGCAGACGAUGGUGAAGUCAUGAGUUAUUCUGCAGGUUGAAUUGCGCACACAGGGGCAUGCGGUCAGCUCACUCGGUGUUUCGCAUGCAUGGCGUUGUGUGCACCCAGCCAAUCAAAGUUAAUCAAGGUUUCCUAUCUGAAGAGAUCAUACCUCAAACAUGAAAUGUACCCACAGUGUCAAGCACUUAAUUAAAUAUUGACUGCAGACUUAUAUGAAUUUAGCACAUCAAAUCAGGCUCCCAGUUGGAGGGCUGCCUUUGAUAUCCCAGCCUUUGAAGUGGAAAUGAGUUCCGCGAGGCAACGGAGCAUCUCCAAUGUACACAUAUCUUAUGGUAGUUAUUUAUUUAUUUUGCUAUCAAGUUGUUCCCUCACGGCACAGAACGCUGCACCAGAUUGUCGAAGGCACGUCUCCGUAAUUCCCCAAAUCAUUUCGUAAUACCUCAACGUUAUUCCCAUAUUUAUAUGCCUAAGGAGCACUAAAUUAUGUCAAUAAAUUAGUCAUGAUCUAUGGGGGAGGGGAUAUUUAUGCACAUUGACUUUAUUGUGAAUGUGAAUGUCAUUAUAUGAUAUUGUUUUUUACAGUCCACUGGUAAUUGUGUUUACAUAAAUAAAUUGUUUUCUAGACAUUGAU